AUGGGCAUUUUUAUAAAUUCUAACACGGGUGAUAUUUAUGUAGCAGACAUGUACAAUCACAGGAUUCAAUUAUGGUAUCCGGGCUCAGAUACAGGUGUUACAGUAGCAGGAGGCAACGGAAGAGGAUCGGAUUUGGAUCAACUUUAUAAUCCAACGUCAGUAAUAUUAGAUGCUGAAUCGAAUGUGUAUAUCUGCGAUUUGGGCAACCAUCGUAUAGUGAAAUGGUUACGAAAUACAACAAAUGGAAUAUUGAUUGUAGGCAAGAGUCAUGGAAGUGGAGCCGAUGAAUUAUCAUAUCCAAACUCAUUGCAAUUCGAUCGAGAGGGUAAUUUGUAUGUUUCUGAUGGUGGCAAUGAACGUGUACAAAAAUUUGUUAUUAAUAAUGGAUCCUCCAAUUAUAGUAUUGUUUCAACGUACGGUGGUACGACUAAUGGCAUUCGACAACAUUGUGUAUUUCCAUUUCUUUAUCAGGGUAACUUGGCGAGUAGUUGCAUUAAAACUGAUCAACCACCAACAACAGUAACCGAUUUAUCGACCGAUCCUUGGUGUUCAUUGACCUCUAGUUUUGACCAAGAUCAACAAUGGGGCUAUUGUGAUUUAGGUGUGACACCAUCGACAUUAAAUAAUAUUUGCAUUGGAAAAUCCAAACAAUUGAAAUGUCCAUCUGACUACGUAAUUGAUAUUCUUACAGCUGUUUAUGGAGUCAAAACUGAUUCAGCUGCUAAAUGUUCCUAUGAUCCAACUGAUUGUUUUCAGAAUGAUGAUUCUACAAUCACUGCUGUUUGUGCCGGGAAAAAUUCGUGUCUGAUUCAUUAUUUUGAUAAAAUAUUGACAUCAUGUGACAAUCUUAAAUCGACGUAUUUGCAUUUGGAUUACAUAUGUGUGCCAGAUACUGUUCCUAACAUAAGAGAAUAUAAUAUAUGUAGUGAUGUGUUAAUACAGCCAACAAAUGAAGAAUCAGUGAAACGUGGAUACAUCGUGUCAUCUAAUUUUUCAAACACACAAUCGGAUAUUGAUUGCUUAUUGACAAUUCAACCGUUGGAUAAACAAGAUGUUUAUGUCUAUUUACUUGAUAUGGAACUGACUGCACCUCUGCUAGGACAAGGAUGUGCGAAAGAUAAAUUAAUACUAACGUACGAUGGUGUAACAAAUGAAAUAUGCGGACGUUCUUACACACAUUUUCUUUUACAAACGUGUCAUUCAGCGUUAACAUUACAAUUAAUAAAAUCGCGUAAUUCAAAUGGUAAAGGUGUAAAAUUAUAUUUUGAAUUUAUUGAUCGUCCACCAAGUACAAUGUGUUUGGCACCUCCGACGACGAUGUCACCAUUGCUGACAACAUCGUCAAAAAAUCCCGAUUAUUAUCCGAACGUAUCCCCAAUAGAGACACAAAUAUUUUGUUAUAUGAAUGAUACCGGACUCUUUGGUGAUAACAUUAAGUGUAUUAAUAAUUAUCUGUUAGUUAUACAUCGCGCAUUUUAUGGAAAAGGACAAACGUGUCACUAUACAAACGAGGAUUGUAUAGCAGAAACAGACUAUGUCUAUCAUCAGUGUGCCGGUCAACAAUCAUGUGGUGUAUCAUUUUGGACUCCAUCACAAAUACCAGAAUGCGAUGGAGCGUAUGCAACCUAUUUAUACAUUGAAUAUCAGUGUGUACCUACUUUAAAUAUCCAACCAUCGCUACAAGUAUGUUCAUCAACAGUAUUGUUAAAUGUUCCAAGUGGUAUUCUAACAAGUAUGCAUUAUCCAAUUUAUUCACAAUACCAAUGUCCUGAAAUAUCAUUAGAACUGCCAGAAAAAUAUACCUUGUCCAUGUAUCUUCUUGAUAUGGAUUUUGCCCCAAUAAAUAGUCAAAAUCAAACAUGUUUAGAUGAUUAUCUUAUAUUACAAUAUCGAUGUGAUGGUCAUUUUGUGAAACAUCGUCUAUGUGGAACGGAAAAAGCAAAAUUUUUAUUUCACACAUGCAAUUCAGAUGAUAUUGAAUUAUCCUAUCGGCAAUAUUCACAUCAAACACAAGGAGGCUUUGCACUUUAUUAUCAGCUUUAUUCGAGAGAUCAUACAUCUGCAAUACCUUCAUCAACAACAUCAGUUACUACUACUACAGCUGUCACGGUAUUGAAUACGACAGAUUCAUCACCAAUUAUGAGUACACCAGCAAAAACAAUAACACUAUGUGUGGGAAAACACCACAUAAUAUCAUGUCCGAAAGAUUCUGUUAUUGUUUUAUUAACCGUUGACAUGGGUGUUAGUAUACAAGAUUUGUGUCAAUAUUCGCCAUUCGAUUGUUUUGAAGAACGUCCACAUUUGCAUAGUUCAUGUAAUGGUAAAAAUUUGUGCACUAUCUCUUAUAUCACCGCACUACAAGUAAAAUCAUGUGAGAAUAAAUCUGCACUUUAUCUAUAUGUUGAAUAUCAAUGCGUACCUGUUAAAACACAACUUCAAGUCGAUAUUUGUGCAACAAAUCAAGCAGUUAUUCAACAUUCUGCAAAUAUUCUAUUACCGUCAUACGUUCCGUUAACACGUGAAUGUAGUGUCGAUUUGUUUUCAACCCCAUUGUCAUUUGGUGGUAAACCUCGCUCAUUUAAAAUUUAUCUAAUAGCAAUGAAUCUACCUGUGACAAUUCAAAAUGGACAAUGUGAUGUCGUUCAUGACGCGUUUGUCGACAUUCACGAAAUGGAUAUAACUUCGGCGAGGCUAUGUGGAAAUUUACAUACUCGAUUUCUAUAUGAAUCAUGUUCAGGUACAAUAAGAAUAACAUUUCAUGAUAUAUUCAAAGACGCAACUUCAGUGUUAAACUAUACGGGCUUCAAUUUAUAUGUUGAACCAGUUGUUCAAAAUACCAAUGAUGAAUGUGAGUCAGCAUUUACGCAGCGGCCGCCAAUACAUGCUCAACCGUUAAUGAUCUAUAAUGAAACGGUUUGUUUAUCGCCUGGGAGGACGAGAAUAUCACUGUUAUGUACAGAAAAUCACGGACUAUACGUCACACACACACCAGUUGCCUGUCAGAUGAGCGAAGAACAAUGUCACUAUCCAAGUGACCAACCCCAAUCUCUGUGUUCUGGACAAACGCAAUGUACCUACACAUUUAUCCGAGAAGAAAAUUCAACAAACAUUUGCGGUAAUCGUUCAACAGAUUUGAUUAGUUUUCAUUAUCACUGUAUUCCUAUGCAACCUACUCAUUCGUUAACUGAUUAUCCAACUGUCACUUUUUGUAAUGAUUCUAUCGUAACAUUUACACAAGGUUUCAUACAAACACCGGAUUAUCCAUCGAUGUUCAGUUAUGAUAAAUAUUGUAAAAUGAAAAUAAUUUUGCCAGUUGAUGCAACAAUCCGGUUUUAUAUUGUUCAAUUAUCAUUACGUACUCUUACUGAAAGAGACGACUCAUGUUAUGAUUCCAUAACUUACAGUGACGGUCAACAAGCGUCGGUAUUAUGCGGCGAUAUCGACCGACCACAAUUUGAAUAUAGAACACAAUCUAGAGAAUUAGAAUUUGAAUUGCAAACAUUUGAUAAAUUGCCUACAGAUAAUGAAUCACCGUUAAGGGGUUCUCUUUUAUUCUUUUUUAUUGAUAAUAAUAUAACAAUGACAACAGCAAGCUCCGAAUCCACGUAUCGCACAAACACUUUAGAAUUAUACGUGGAAAAUAAAGGUUGA
Molecule: messenger RNA, 3651 nt
Organism: Didymodactylos carnosus
Lineage: Eukaryota; Metazoa; Rotifera; Eurotatoria; Philodinida; Philodinidae
Source: the annotation of a GenBank genome assembly